This is a messenger RNA of Prorocentrum cordatum, 415 nucleotides long. The record is from the annotation of a GenBank genome assembly. Lineage: Eukaryota; Dinophyceae; Prorocentrales; Prorocentraceae.
GUGCGGGACUGGCCGGAGACGCCGGACGGCCUCCGCCUGCGGGUGCGGGAGUACCGCUCCUCCGGAGGCACUGAGUACUUCGUCUCCGUCGAGGGCUCCAACCGCGGCCUCGGGGGCGGCGCGACUCAGCGCGCGCUCGGCGGAGGCCAGAAGGCCACGAAGAAGGAGCGGCGCGGCAAGAAGCAGGCGCACCAGGGGCAGCGCGCCGAGAUGGUGGAGGGCUUCCGGGCCGCCCUCGCCUCCGAGGGCCUGUCGCGGGAGGAGCGCAAGGCCGCCGCCGAGCGGGCCCUCGCGGAGCGCGCCAGGGACGAGGCCGAGCUCGCCCGCGCCGCCGACAGCGCGGCGCCGGCAGACGAGGACGCCGACAACGCCACCCUGUACGGGCUGUUGCGCCUCCGCUUCAACGACGACGCGA